AUGAACCGCUUGAGAGAUGAAUUUGUCGACUCCACAAUGGAGGAGAAAAGACUUCAUGAGAAUAAGAACCGUGAGAAAUACUGGUAUAGAUGGGGUCCAUAUCUAAGUGAAAGAGCUUGGGCCACAGUGCGUGAAGACUAUUCUUUCAAUGGUGAUGCUUGGUCGAACUUCCCAUUUGAACAUGCCAAUGCCCGUGUCUUUAGAUGGGGUGAGGAUGGUUUAUUUGGUGUUAGUGACAACAAACAACUCGUUUGUAUGAAUCUUGCGCUUUGGAAUGGUAAAGAUGAGAGAUUAAAGGAAAGACUGUUCGGUCUAACUGGACCCCAAGGUAAUCAUGGUGAAGAUUGUAAGGAAUUGUAUUACUACUUAGAUAACACUCCUUCUCAUUCUUACAUGAAGGCCUUAUACAAAUAUCCUUUCAAGAAAGAAUUUCCAUACAAAGAACUUGUAGAAAAGAAUGCUGAAAGAGGUUACAAGGAUAAAGAGUUUGAGAUCUACGAAAUCGAUGGCCUUUUCCAAGAUAAAGAAACUGGGGAUAGCCCAUACUAUGAUGUCUUCUUUGAGAUGGCCAAAGAUGCGGACAAUGAAAAUGAAUUGAACUUCAGAAUCACUGUCCAUAAUCGUAGUAAGACAGAUUCAGGUGAGUUAUAUAUUGCUCCACAAGUCUUUUUCAGAAAUACUUGGGCAUGGGAUGCCAAGAGCGAAAAACCAAACUUGUACAAGGAUGAAAAAUCCGAAAAUUUACUACAUGUAAAUCACAAAAAGUAUGGUUCUCGCCAAGUUGUCUUUCAGCCAUCGCCUGGUGGGUUUGGUGAAGAUGAUUCUGAAGAUAUUGACGAUAUUGACCCAGUGUUAUUGUUUACUGAUAAUGAGUCGAAUCUAGUCAAACUUUUCAAUGAAAAGGAAAAUCCAUCAAAAUACACCAAGGAUGCCUUUGAAGAAUACAUUGUAAAUGGCAAGAAGGACAGUGUUAAUCCAGCUAAUGAAGGUACAAAGGCUUGCGCUGUUUACCAUUUUAAAAAUAUACCUGCCGGUGAAUAUGUAACUGUUAGAUAUACUUUUACUGAUAAACCAGAGAAUAAAAUCUUUGAAACUGAGGGUAUUUCAGUUGUGGAUGAAGAUCAAUUUGACAAUGUAUUUGAUGAAAGAGAAGAAGAAGCAGAGAACUUUUAUUGGAGAAUCAAUCCAGCUCCAGUUAGCGAUGAAUUGAGAAAGAUCCAGAGACAGGCGUUUGCUGGUCUAUUGUGGACGAAGCAAUUCUAUAAUUUGACAUGGGAUGCUUGGUAUAAUGGUGACAAAAACAUUAAGCCACGCCCACCUCCAGAUAGAGCCAAUGGUAGAAACAAAAACUGGAAGCAUAUGUAUAUCGAAGACAUUCUGUCUAUGCCUGAUAAAUGGGAGUAUCCCUUCUUUGCGUCAUGGGAUACUGCUUUCCACUGUAUUCCCCUGGCCAUGAUUGAUCCUGAUUUUGCAAAGAAACAGUUGGACUUGUUAACAAGAGAAUGGUAUAUGCAUCCAAAUGGUCAAAUUCCAGCGUACGAGUGGAACUUCAACGAUGUUAACCCACCUGUUCAUGCAUGGGCUGUUUACCGUGUUUUCAAGAUCGAGAGAAAUGUUUAUAAUAGGGAAGAUAGGGUGUUUUUGGAGCGUGUAUUCCAAAAACUAUUGUUGAAUUUCACUUGGUGGGUUAAUAGAAAGGAUGUUGACGGUAAAAAUGUCUUUGAAGGUGGUUUCUUAGGAUUAGAUAAUAUUGGUGUGUUUAACAGAUCAGAGCCCCUACCAACCGGUGGUACACUAGAACAAGCUGAUUCAACAGGUUGGAUGGCGUUCUAUUCUUUACAAAUGCUGAAUAUAGCUUUAGAAUUGGCAAAAUCCAAUCCGGUUUAUGAAGAUAUUGCUUCCAAGUUCUUUGAACACUUCAUUUUGAUCAGUGAUUCCAUGUCAUUUGAUUAUGCUUGUGAUGUUCAUAACGGUGUCGAACAAGUUAGUCAAAACCUAUGGAAUGAGCAAGAUAAAUUUUACUAUGAUGCAAUCUCUUGGGGAAACCAUAAAGAACAACUACCUAUUCGGUCAUUAGUUGGAUUAAUUCCACUUUAUGCAACAAUGACUCUAGAACCAAAUCUGUUAAAACAGUUCCCAUCAUUCAAGAGAAGAGUUGAUUGGUUUGUGGAGAAUAGACCUGAAAUCUUCGACAGAAAUGUUGCAUCUAUGUCAAAGAGAGGUGUAGGUGAAAGAUUACUACUGUCCUUGGUCACCAAAGAACGUCUAGAAGCCAUUCUAACAAGAAUGUUGGAUGAAAGUGAAUUCUUAUCAGCAUACGGUAUCAGAUCUCUUUCCAAGUAUCAUGAGAAGCAUCCAUUUGAAAUGGAGGUCAAUGGUAAUAAAUACUGCGUCAGCUAUCUUCCAGGUGAAUCCGACUCAGGUAUGUUUGGUGGUAACUCUAACUGGAGAGGCCCUAUCUGGUUCUCUACUAGUUUCUUGAUAAUUGAGUCACUACAGAGAUUCUAUUUGUAUUACGGCUCUGGAUUGAAGGUCGAAUGCCCUGUAGGUUCGGGUGAUUAUCUGAAUUUGGCAGAAGUCGCCGAGGAACUGGGUUACCGUAUGAUUCAUCUAUUCGUCCCAGACGAAAAUGGUGAGCGUGCAAUCAACUAUGGGGAAUACUCCGAAUUUUUGUCUAAGGAUGAACACUUUAAAGAUUAUUUGCAAUUUUUCGAAUACUUUGAUGGUGACACCGGUAGAGGGUUAGGUGCAUCUCAUCAAUGUGGUUGGACAGCUUUAGUUGCUAAAUGGAUCAGUGAUGUUGGUGCUUCUUGUGUGAGAUUGCCACGUACUCCAAGGUCCUCAGUAUCUACAACUGCAUCAAUUUCAUCCACUGAGACUGAAGAAACCGUUCAUAAGCUAAAGAGAAUGGCUAGAAGGAAGAGUGCGAAGUCACUAGUGAACUUCACUGGUACUGUUCUUGAUCUGACUGAGGAAGAGAAACACUUGCAUAGAAUUGGUGGCACCAGUACUGGAUUAACGCCUCGUAGCAGCGUCAGUAGCGUAAAAGCAGCUGAAAUAAUGAACGAAGAGAUCCUGGAUAAGAUCAAAGAUGAAGAAAUUGAAGCUCAACAGGCUCUUGAAUCCUCGGUCAAGAAAGAAGUUACGGACGACAAAGAUGAUGUUCCAGAAAAUGCUCACAAAUAUGAAAGCACUAUCAUGAAUAAAUUGAAGGAAAAAAUGAAAAAGUUAACCAUUUUACCUAAAGACGCUAGUGCUCCUUGUUCAGAUGAAGAAGAUGAAUUAGUAUGCCAUUAA
This is a messenger RNA of Nakaseomyces glabratus, 3297 nucleotides long. RefSeq lists its product as uncharacterized. Gene Ontology annotation, biological process: oligosaccharide metabolic process; protein N-linked glycosylation. Gene Ontology annotation, molecular function: Glc3Man9GlcNAc2 oligosaccharide glucosidase activity. The record is from RefSeq and is a predicted model, not a curated record. NCBI's taxonomy places the organism in Eukaryota, Fungi, Ascomycota, Saccharomycetes, Saccharomycetales, Saccharomycetaceae.